GCCCUUCCCCAGAGCGCCCGCGUUCUCUUGUCUCUUUGGCCGCACAAGGUGCUGGGUCCUUCAGCUGAAGCUAAGGCCGUUACAUCCCGGCGACUAGCACCGCGCCCCACCGCCGCCCGUCCGCCCGCUCAGCCAUGGCCUCCAGCUCCGAGCUCGCCUGCAUCUACGCCGCCCUCAUCCUGCACGACGACGAGGUCACCGUCACGGAGGACAAAAUUAAUGCACUUAUUAAAGCAGCUGGAGUAAAUGUUGAACCUUUCUGGCCAGGCCUUUUUGCAAAGGCUCUGGCUAACAUUGACAUCGGAAGCCUGAUCUGUAAUGUAGGAGCUGGUGGUGCUCCAGCUGCUGCUGCUCCUUCUGGGGGUGCUGCUCCUGCUGGUGGGGGGGCUGCCCCUGCUGAGGAGAAGAAAGAGGAAGAGAAGAAAGAGGAAUCUGAGGAAUCGGAUGAUGACAUGGGCUUUGGUCUCUUUGACUAAACUGACUUUUUGUACCAUCUGUAAUAAAAGAAACAUUCUUUAA
This is a messenger RNA of Mauremys reevesii (Reeves's turtle), 519 nucleotides long. It is a transcript of the gene RPLP1, whose product is annotated as ribosomal protein lateral stalk subunit P1. The coding region runs from base 135 to 476 and encodes 113 amino acids. The transcript has 4 exons. NCBI's taxonomy places the organism in Eukaryota, Metazoa, Chordata, Testudines, Geoemydidae. Gene Ontology annotation, cellular component: ribosome; cytosolic large ribosomal subunit. The record is from RefSeq and is a predicted model, not a curated record. Gene Ontology annotation, biological process: translational elongation; cytoplasmic translation. Gene Ontology annotation, molecular function: ribonucleoprotein complex binding; protein kinase activator activity; structural constituent of ribosome.